Molecule: messenger RNA, 4460 nt
Organism: Neodiprion fabricii
Lineage: Eukaryota; Metazoa; Arthropoda; Insecta; Hymenoptera; Diprionidae
Product: tonsoku-like protein
Exons: 6
Coding region: 146-3991 (1281 amino acids)
Molecular function (GO): protein binding
Source: RefSeq, a predicted model, not a curated record
CAUCGUGGAUGAUGUACACAUCCAAGGGUAUACAUGAUGUAAAUCAUGGUUAUACUGUCCGAAAGCAGUAGAAUUUAAUAAUCAUUUCCUUAGCUUAUUGAAGAAAACAAUAGGCCGAAUUAACUGUUUACCGUACUUCUUCGCAAUGGAUACAGAACGGCUAAUAAAGAAGAAACUACGCGCCAAAAAAGAUGGUAAUAUACUUCAAUUUGCCGAGGCUACGAAUAGCUUAGCAGAUCUAUACUUUCAACUUGGUCGAUUGGAUGAUGCUAGAGAAGAAUAUACCGAGCAAGUUGAAGCAUGUCGUAUCCUUAACGACAAACUUAGCCUCGCUGUCGCUCAUCGCAUGAUCGGAGAGAUACACUUAUCUCUUGAAGAUUAUCAACAAGCACUAAAACACCAAAAACUUUACCUUGAGGGAGCCCAAGAAAUGAAAAAUGAACUGGAGGAGCAGCGGGCAUUUGCUACAUUGGGCAGAACUUACUUUUGCCUGGCUGAAAGAUUUCCAGAAAAAUCUGAUGAGCAAAUUGAGGCGCUUACCAACGCUAAGAAGGCCUACGCGAAGAGUAUGUUCCUAUGUGAUAAACUUCAGGGCAUCCCAAAGGCGGAAAUGGCAACCAUACGUGCACGUCUUCUUUUGAACUGGGGUCUCGUAUUAGAUGCUCAGAUGAAGCCGCAUGAGGCUAUCAACUUGUAUAACAAAUGUCGUUUGAUAUGCUCUACAUACAACUUGAAGGAAGAUGAGCAUAGAGCUUAUCUCGCACUUGGAUCUCAUCAUGAAAGACAACAGGACAAAGAGAAGGCGCUCAAGUAUCUGGAAAUGGCAGCUGAAACUGAAAAUGUUUCUAUGAAAGCAAAUGCUCUGCUAGCUAAAGCAGAGUUGUUGUUGAAAUAUGGUAAUUGGCAGAAUGCUCGCAAGGAUUUGGUAGUGCUCUUCUCAAUCAAAGAUCUACCCCAGUCGACCCGAGAACAAGUAGAGAAACUUCUUCGCAUUGCUGUGACUCUCAGCAGAACUGAAAAUAUGGUGAAUAGUGAUAUUGGAAAUAUCAAAAUCCAAAAAAAUCGAUUUCAACUUUACGAGAAGUUGGGAGACGCAGCUGCAGCUGUCCAGUGCUAUGAAAAGGCAUUGGAGUAUUAUAAAGAAAUGCUUGCUCAUGCGGAAAAGGAAAAAUCCUUUGACGGAAUUACAGCAGGACUGAUUUCCUUAGCUCAGACUUUGAAAGAUCUAGGUCGAUAUGAGGAGGCUUUCACUUAUGCACAAAGAGAGCUAAGCAUGUGCUCUGAUCCUCGUGAAGCGUGCAGAUCAGCCCUGUUUUCAGCCGAUCUCUUAGAGUCAACUGGUGCGACAAGUUCAGACAUAUGUCGCGCUUACGAACUAGCCCUAUCAAAGGCUACGUUAACCAGUAUUCCAUCGUUAGAAAUAACAGUUCUGAAAGCAUAUCUCCAUUAUUCAGAAACCCAGACCUUGAAGGAUACUGAAGAAAUGAGAGACAGACUGAACCAGUUACUCGAUACAGUACCAGAAUUCGAUAGCGAAAAGGAAAAUUCUGAAAAUCUCGAUAUUGGAGCUGAUGUGGAUCUUGAUAAACUCUCUGACUUGGAUAUACCAAACUGCGAAGAAAACAGUAGUUCAAUGAGACUGAAAUCAACACGAAGUAGUCGUACGGGCUUGGUUAUAAAAAAAAACGAAAGAGGAGAAACACAGCUUCAUAUAGCUUGCAUAAACUGCAACAUUGAACGAGUUCAGAAACUAAUUGAUGAUGGACAUCCAACAGACAUAAGGGAUAACUUCGGAUGGACGCCGCUACAUGAAGCAGCUAAUCAUGGUCAUGUCGAAAUAGCAAGAUUGUUGUUAAACGCUGGAGCUGAUGUCAAUGACCCUGGAGGUUCUAGCUGUGAGGGAAUUACACCGCUACACGAUGCGGCAAGUUGUGGAAACUUUUCUGUUAUGAAUUUACUGAUCGAAUUUGGAGCAAAUAUUUAUGCAGUAACUGAAAAAGGUGACACAAUUCUCGACUCUCUUGAAGACUGGCGAAAAAGAGCUAAGGAGUUAUCGGGCCUCGAUAAAUCUGAGUACGAGCAUAUGCACAGUAAAUUAUCUCAGAAAGGUGUGACAAGAACGACGGUGAAAAAAAGAAUGAAUAUCACCUUGGAGAGGAAAAGCUCACAUUGUAUAGAUGUGCUUAAAGAAGAGGAAAAUGAAAAUACAGAAAGACACAAUGUCUCAGCUGGUGAAGUUUACAAACAGACGAUAGAUAAUCUGCGCAAUAGAGGAACACGGCUAGGUCCAUUUAUUAAAUCCGCAACUUCCCACAAAGAUCUUGCACCUCUUCUAGAUUCUGAUCAAGUACUGCUAGAUGAAUGGCUUGAUGAUGAUAUUGGCCCCAAUUCAAGCAAGAAAAAGAAUAAUCGAACUGAUCUUCUAUUUACCGCGAAACGCAAGUCUGCAGGUUCAGCACCAGUAGAAAGGAAAAGCAAACGUCAAAGAACUGAGGUGAACAGUAAAAUAUUGUCUUCCACUUUACAAGACAGUGAAACAGAAGAAAGUUGUGAUAGCAAUAGUGCUGAGAUAUGUGAAGUCAUUGAGAAACCUGACGAGGUUAGAAGUUUAAAAAAACAAUCCACUCUUUUAUCACUAAGCUUUUCCAGGCAUUCAGUAUCUUGCACUCAAUCGCCAAGUGCUUAUGUCGUAUCAAGAAGUGGAUCUCAGCAAGUGCAAGCCAAAGAGAUGAAUGUAGAGGUUUUAAUUGAAAAAAAAUUGUUUAAAUUGCGGCUCUUCGUCUCGAACGAAAACAAAAUCACUACCGAAAGCAUCAUACGACAAGUCCAAAAAAAAUUUAAAGAAGAAACUGGAUGCACGCCAGAUUUUAACCUUAUCACAUCGAACGGUGAUUCAACAAUCUCGCAAAGUACAAUUAAUUCCUAUUAUCUGAAUUGCAAACCACUUAGCUUGAUUGGCAAUAUUCGAAAAAUGGAUAUCCCUCCAAUCUCUGAUCGAUACAAAACGAUUUGUAGCAGCUGCAAUAUUGGCGGUUUGUUUUCAGCUAUAGAUGAAGGAACUGUAAAAUGCCUGAGAACGUGUGAGAACACUUCCACAUUUCGACUACGAGGUCGUGAGACAUUAAACAGCGAUGUAUUUCCACUAUUAAAAAGUCUACAGUACCAGAUCCAUCUGCAAGUCUUGAACAUGUCAGGAGUAGAACUCAACGACUUUGGAGAGAUACUAAGUAGCAGCUUGGAGCAGUUAACUUUAUUGCAGGAGUUACACCUGCGCUGUUGUGAUAUUGAUUUGAAUUGUCUGUCUCAAUUUAGGCAGUUCCCUUUGCAAACUCGAGUACUAGAUUUAAGUUAUAAUCCUUUGGGUAAACGAGCAUCACAUCAAUUACAUACGCUUUUGUCCUGUUUAAAAAAUUUGCAAUCUUUGAAUAUGAGCAAUUGCGAAGUGGAAAAUAUUUUUGUAGGCACAAGCAACGCUGCCUUAAAUAAUCUAGACUUUGCACAAAACCCAAUAAUGGGCGAAGGACUGCGAUCUUUAUUGCAGCCUCAUAUUUUAUCACUGAACUUAUCUGGUUCGAUUCAGGCCGGAAAAUCUCGCAUAAUAAAAGAACUGUUUUCUCACCCUAGAUUUUCACUCGCAACAUUAGAAUCAUUGGAUCUCUCAAUGUGUGACUUAUGUGAUGAUGAUUUAUCACGCAUUCUUUCACAAACAGCUAAUCUUGCUAAGCUUGUGAUAAACGGCAAUAUUAAACUUUCGAAAAAAUCUUUAUGUGACGUGUUACAACACAAACCAACACUGUCAUAUAUCGACUUCAGUGGAUGCUCUGAGAUAACUGACCCCCCCGAUUUGGAAGUUUUUAUCUGCCAUCCUGAAAUUUGUACUCUUAUGGUUAGCAUGGCAUCUGAAGUUCAACAGUCGUGGCUGAAGCUAUGGGGUGGUCAAGGUUACAUACAAACAUUACCUCACAAUGUAGUGAUAUUUAACCAUUAUUAAUUAAAUAAUUAUUAAGGGAACUUUCAAGCCUUAGAAAUCCUGACUAUUGUUUUCAGAUCAAUAGAAUAUAUUAAACAUGAAGAAAGCAAUUUUUUGUGUUGAUUGACACAUUCUUCCAAACUGUCACUACUUUUAUUUACAUUGAAUAUUUAUUACUCAUGUAUACCUUUACUUCAGAGGAAAAGUGUACAUUUUGUUGCCAAUUUUACAAUUAAUCUUGCUGACUUCGAAACUGUGUAAAAAAUGCUCGGCACAAAUACUGUUCCAACUUUCAUUCAGAGCAGGAAGCGAAGCAUUCAGUUUUUCCUUCACAUCUCCUAGGCACCAUAGGAUGCUGACAUGAAACGACGCGUCCUAUAGAUCAUGGGAAAUGUAACACUGCUUGUAACAGAGACUAAAAAAUACCUAUGAACACUGUACAUAAUAGCAGAUUUAAAGUUUUAUAAUUAAAAAAAAUGUAGACCACGGA